Messenger RNA from Penicillium taxi, 1071 nucleotides. It is a transcript of the gene gpaB, whose product is annotated as guanine nucleotide-binding protein subunit alpha gpaB. Gene Ontology annotation, biological process: adenylate cyclase-activating G protein-coupled receptor signaling pathway. The record is from RefSeq and is a predicted model, not a curated record. The transcript has 6 exons. Gene Ontology annotation, cellular component: heterotrimeric G-protein complex. Gene Ontology annotation, molecular function: G protein-coupled receptor binding; GTP binding; G-protein beta/gamma-subunit complex binding. The coding region runs from base 1 to 1071 and encodes 356 amino acids. NCBI's taxonomy places the organism in Eukaryota, Fungi, Ascomycota, Eurotiomycetes, Eurotiales, Aspergillaceae.
AUGGGUCAUUGUUUUAGCUCCGAUUCCACGGGGGAUGCGGAACAGAAGAAGAAAAGUCAGAUGAUCGAUCGGAAACUCGAGGAAGACUCCAAACGAUUACGUCGAGAAUGCAAGCUCCUAUUGUUAGGCUCUGGCGAGAGUGGCAAGUCCACGAUUGUCAAACAGAUGAAGAUUAUCCACCAGAAUGGCUACACUGUCGAGGAGCUGGCCCUAUACCGCUUGACCGUCUACAAAAACCUCUUGGAUUGUGCAAAGGCACUUAUUGAAGGUUAUCGCCUAUUCUCCCUCGAACCAUCUAGCCAGAAAGUCAAGGAUUACAUGAAAUUCCUGGAGGAGUAUCAUAUUGAGACGGACCCCAACAUACCGCUCGAUUCCAAAGUAGGGGAUGCAGUCACAUAUAUUUGGAACGACCCUUGUACAUCAACAGUACUGGAACGACAAAAUGAAUUUUACCUCAUGGAUUCGGCACCAUAUUUCUUCGACGAAGCCAAACGAAUAACAACACCGGAUUACAUGCCGAAUGUUUCAGACGUACUCCGAGCACGAACAAAGACGACGGGUAUAUACGAGACACGAUUCACAAUGGGCCAAUUAAGCAUACACAUGUUUGAUGUCGGUGGUCAGCGCAGCGAGCGAAAGAAGUGGAUUCACUGCUUCGAAAAUGUUACUUCCAUCAUAUUUUGCGUCGCCCUAAGUGAAUAUGACCAGGUGCUCCUGGAAGAAAGCAACCAGAAUCGCAUGAUGGAGAGCUUGGUUCUCUUUGACUCCGUUGUCAAUUCUCGAUGGUUCAUGCGGACUAGUAUCAUCCUUUUCCUGAAUAAGGUCGAUCUAUUCCGACAAAAACUUCCUCGUUCCCCAUUGAGCAACUACUUCCCAGACUACUCAGGUGGUAAUGAUGUUAAUCGUGCCGCCAAGUAUCUGCUUUGGCGAUUCAACCAGGUCAAUCGAGCACACUUGAACCUAUAUCCUCAUCUCACUCAGGCAACUGAUACUACAAAUAUUCGCCUCGUCUUUGCGGCGGUUAAGGAGACCAUAUUGCAAAAUGCCUUGAUAGACUCAGGCAUUUUAUAA